Molecule: messenger RNA, 305 nt
Organism: Symbiodinium sp. CCMP2456
Lineage: Eukaryota; Dinophyceae; Suessiales; Symbiodiniaceae
Source: the annotation of a GenBank genome assembly
GUUCCUGCGCCUCGGAGUGCACGGCCGUGGAUGACGAGGUCUUCACUCACGUGACCAUUGUGGAUAUGGACAGGUAUUGCUUCCACCGCUGUCAGCCCGAGGGCACCUUGCAACCAUCGGAGAAAGUGGCCUUGGCGGAGAAGUUUGGCGGUUCCGAUUCUUACCACGGCGGCUUCAGCGUGGACGCAGCUUGCAUCAAAGUGCCACACAGCUUGGAGAAUCUUGCGAUGGAGCCGACUGGAAAUGGAAAGGACCACUUGCUCCCAGAAGCCGUUCCUGACUUGGAGGUGAUACAGCAACGAUAG